Messenger RNA from Papilio polytes (common Mormon), 4363 nucleotides. RefSeq names its product leucine-rich repeats and immunoglobulin-like domains protein 3. The transcript has a single exon. Lineage: Eukaryota; Metazoa; Arthropoda; Insecta; Lepidoptera; Papilionidae. Gene Ontology annotation, molecular function: protein binding. The record is from RefSeq and is a predicted model, not a curated record. The coding region runs from base 636 to 3317 and encodes 893 amino acids.
AUAAUCUAAUAAUAUACAUAUGAAUACAGAAGCUAACAUUAUAACUGAAUAUUUCAAAAUUAAUUGUUUUGUUUUGGAAACACCUUGAACUAUAUAAGUACCCGUUUAUUUAAUUAUUAAAUGUACCUUAAACAAAAAUGUAGGUACUCUUGCAUGUAGUCCUUUAAUAAAAAGUGGACACGUCAAUGACCUCGAUUUCGUAAAAGAGAAGACGAAAAAACUUUAUUCUUUUCAGUACGGUAACAGUGUUAUGACUUAGAUAUUUCUAAAUAUAAAUACAAAUUAAAAUAUAUGUUAAUCUAUAAGUGUAAUUUUUUUUAUAUUCAUGUCGGUGUUGCUGUUCAUUGCAUUGUAUUUAUAGUAACGCGCAGUUGGCUAUGGCCAUAACAUCCAUAGAGUUAAAAAAAAACAAUGUAAAGAACAUGGCGGUCAAGUCCCUAUCAGUAAAUAUGCCGAGUUGUUUUACGAUUACACUGUUUUUAUAUCGUGCAAAAUGUAAUUAUAGUGUGAAAAAAUAUUAAUUAAAGUGACCUUUUUAUGGACUUUUCUUAUUAACAAUUUAUGUUGACAAUUAUGUAAGAACAAAGACGCAAUCCGUCUAUCAAUGGUUGGAGCAAAUACACAAAUGCAGAAAAAUGGGAGACUCCCAUUAUUUGGUGUCGAUUGUAGUAUUAUUGUUUGUGUUUCCGUUUUCCCUUCAAGUAGAAAAUUAUGAAUGUCCGCAGAAAUGCGAUUGUCUCGAAAAAUAUGUUGAUUGUUCAAACAAGAAUUUACUUUCUGUCCCGAGAAUUCCAGAGUGGGUGGAACAAUUGGACUUAAGCUUCAAUAGGCUAAGUGAAGAAGUGACAAAGUAUUUUGACAAAUUAAUAGCUUUAAAAGUAUUAAAGUUGGAUAAAAAUGGUUUGCAUCGUAUCCCUGACUUUCUCGAAGCGAACCAAAUUGAGGAAAUCAAGAUGAAUCGAAAUGAUAUUGAAUCGAUAGAUGUCGGGCACUUUCCAGCAAACAAUUCAAUCACUUCGUUGAGUUUAAACAGUAAUCAAAUAAAAGUGAUUGAUGAAGGAGCUCUAAAUAAUUUGACAAACCUAGUUGUCCUAAAGUUGAAUCGCAAUGAAAUAUCAUCUCUGCCAAAUCACUUAUUCAUGCAUCAAUCGAAGCUGGAAAAUUUGGAACUAAAUCAUAACAAAUUACAUGUUAUAAGUGGCCUGCUAUUUCAAGAUUUAUCAAGUUUAACUACAUUGAAAUUAAAAUUCAACAAUAUAGAUAUUGUAAUGGAUGGUGCCUUCUAUGGAUUUAAAUCUGUUAAAUCGCUGCAAUUGGAUCAUAAUAGGAUUAAAGUUAUCUCUAAAGGAUGGAUGUAUGGAUUAGAAUCCUUGAAUACAUUAUCACUUUCAAAUAAUUUAAUAUCUAAAAUUGACUUGCAUAGCUGGGAACUUUGCACAAAAUUGGAAAUGCUUGAUUUAUCCCACAAUUACUUAAUGGAAAUAGAGGGACGAACUUUCCAAUAUUUAAUUAAUCUUCACACACUUAAUCUAAGCUAUAAUAAUAUUUCAUCUGUAUCUCAGGAAGCCUUUCGUGAUAUGAUACAAUUGCAAACCUUAUUAUUAAAUAAUAACAAGAUAUCUUGGACUGUUGAAGAUAUGUCUGGUCCAUUUUCCAAAUUACAAAACCUGAAGGUAUUUAAUUUAUCUGCUAAUCAUAUUAAAUCAAUAAACUCCAGAGCCUUUGAAGGUUUAACUAAUGUCAUGGAAUUAGAUUUAAAAGGAAAUGACAUAACUUCUAUCCAACAACAUGCAUUUGAGAAAAUGACAAAAAUCAAAAAGUUUCACCUCAAUUCAUCUUCUUUGUUAUGUGACUGCAAUUUACUGUGGAUAGUUAAAUGGAUAAGAGAUAAAUUGGAUCAGAAAUUCAUUACGGCAACCUGUGCAUAUCCAUCGGAACUUCGUGGGGCUUUGAUCUCCAAACUUAAAGAAGAUAACUGUGGGGAUUCUCCUAAGCCAAAAAUUGUUGAACAUCCUAAAUCACAUCUUGCUAUUAAAAGUAGGUCCGCAAAUUUGAUAUGCACAGCCACAUCAAAUCCUUUUAGUAACAUGACAUUUUUAUGGAGAAAAAAUAAUGGUAAUGUGAGUAACCCUACUGUUUAUGAAAAUGUUACAAUGACUAAAAAAGGGCAACCACAAGCUACUUCCAUUUUGGUGAUAUCAAAUGUUACUAAUGGUGAUGCGGGUCGAUAUCAAUGUGUUGUGAGCAAUAAAUUUGGGACAACAUAUUCUAUGAAGGCCAAAGUGAAUAUUGUGACUUUUCCUCGAUUCAUAAAAACUCCUACAAAUGUAACGGUUAAAACUGGAGAAACUGUUACAUUAGAUUGUGCAGCUUCUGGAGAUCCAGCUCCUGAAAUUUCUUGGAAAAAGGAUGGAGGUAAUGACUUUCCUGCAGCUCGAGAAAGGCGAAUGAAUGUAAUGCCUUCAGAUCCAAGGUUCUUUAUAGUAAAUGCUAAAACUACGGAUAUGGGCAUUUACAGUUGUGCAGCUAAAAACCAUGGAGGGACUAUAAUCGCAAAUGCUACUUUAACUGUUCUACAAGAACCAUCUUUUAUAAGAGCUAUGGAAAAUAAAGAAGUUGUAAGUGGUGAAUCUGUUGUUUUACAAUGUAUGAUAUCAGGUUCACCUAAACCAGUGUUGAAAUGGCUAAAGGAUGGAAUGCCCAUAGUGCAUACAGAUCGCCAUUUCUUCUCUGGUGAAGAUCAACUUCUUAUUAUAAUUGGAGUUGAACCUAAAGAUGCUGGAAAAUAUGAAUGUGAGAUUACAAAUGAGUUAGGUACAAAAAAGGACACAAUAGAAAUGAAGGUGUUAACACCGGUUUCAAUAAUGGUGAAUGAAGAAGAUAUGACAGGUAUUAUUAUAAUAACAGUUGUCUGUUGUGCAGUGGGGACUUCUAUAAUUUGGGUUGUGAUUAUUUAUCACACUCGUAGGCGCAUGGCACGAGCUGUGCAUACAUUUCCCAGUGAAAGUGUUAAAAUGACACAAGUGGUUCAUAGUGAUUGUGAUUCACCACAAAUGUUCCCAGACAAUUUAUCUGAGCAUUCAUCCUGCAAAGAUAGUGGAACAGGUGAUUCAGCUAAACAAACAAGCUUUGACGGUGUGCCUACCGACAGAAGUGAACAAGUGCAUUUUGAGACUGCAGUUUGCAGAAGUUACUCCCCAGUGCCUGAGGCCCAUAAACUUUUGCCCUCCUCAUUCAAGCCCUCUAUACAAGUGUGUGUAAAUACAUCUGUAACACCAGCUACUUAUAGUUUUUCUAGUCACAGUGGUAAUGUUUAGAUAUAUGUGUAAAAAUAUUAAAAUAUAUUAACAGUGUUAGAAUUUCACUAACUAGAGAUUUCUGUAAAUUCACAUGUUUUUCAUGAAAAUAAAUUUAUUUGAGUGAAUUUUAAAAACAAAUUAUUUGUAAUAUUUACUAUAACAGAAUCUCAAAAAAAAUUCCCACUGUCUAUUCCUAAUAUAAAAUACAGAAGUAAGCAAAUAUCUCUAGGCAGUGAAACAGCAUUAAUCUAGGUAUUUAAAAUAUUGAUUGUGUAGUACAAAAUAUAACAAACUUGCCAGUAUUGGUUUGAUGUAAAAGACUGAAUGUCGUUUAUUUGUAUGAUCCUUGUUAUUCAAUAAUAUUGAUAGGUAAUAAAAUAGUAAUUAGAUUUUAAUUUAUUUCUGUAAUGACUAAAUUUACUUAGUAUUACAAGUGGACUACUGUUUAUUAUCUUUGUCAUUUAAAAGAUAACUUGUUUACAAUGUGAGAUUGUCAUCUAUCCUAAUUUUUUUUAUUUUAUCUUGGUCAAUAUGGUUUAAGAUGUGUUAGUAACACACAGAAAAUUUCAAUUAAUGAUAAAAAUUUUGAAUAACUGUAAUCUAAUUAAACAAAAAGAAAUCAUUUUCUUUUCUGUUUAUGAUUAACAAAUGUAUUGAUUCAUUUUUUUUAAAAAACAAUAACUUUAAAGUUUGAAGGUUAGGAGUAAAAAUUAUAAUAAGAGGAGAUGAAUAAACAAUAUUCAAAAAAAUACAAAACACAAAAGUUAAUCAUAGCCCAAAAUGUUUUUAAUGAUUUGCAAUUACAAAAACUUCAAUACUUCAAACAAUGCUAUUUUAAUAAAACAUUAGACUUUGUAAUAAAUAUAAGAAAGUAAUAAUAAGUACUUAGCAAGUAAGUUGUAGAUGAGGUGUAAUGUUAAAAUAAAAAGGAGUGAGAUUUUAGAAUAUGGGCACAAAUUACUGUUUAAUUUAAAAACAAGUAGAGUAAGAAUUUGAUUGACUUAUCUUGUUGAAACCCUUGCUUGACUAAUUAGUAACAGAGUAUGUACUAAAAAUAGAUUUAA